GGGGAGCUCACUUUGUUCCUGUAGUUAUCGUUCGGCAGCUCCCAUUUCAUUCGUUACCGCUGGUUUCAGUCCUUUGUCAAAAGCAGUUUCUGUCUUCUUUGGUUUUACGUUUUAAGUCCUCAGGUGACUGGCUCGAAAUGUGUUUUUACAAUGAAUGCAGAAAUUCUCGUGCGCUCAUUGGUGAAUUUGUAAUUCGCCUCGUGGAUGCACAGCUACUUGGAGAAUAUUAUGACGAAAUUCAUGAUCAAUAACAGGACAGACGCAUAAAAAAUUGAAGUCAAUUUGAUAAGUGUAAUUAGUUUCGGAAGUAUAUGCCAUGCAACCAAAACGACAAACAUAUCGUUUUCUCAGGUAAUCAGAUGCAAAAUCAAACAAACUUUUCCCGCGCUUGAAAAUAAUGCUAAGGACCUACAAAGAGUUCUAAUUGGUCCAUUGUGGCAGUUGCACGCGCUGUGGUUGGCCAGUUAUGGUUGCCUUGGUUUUCGAUUACAAUUCUCUUUUCUCUGCUCUUUCAAAUUCUUGGCCUGCGUGUGACGUUAUCGUGAGGGCCUAUAACCCGUAUAGCAAGCUUUCCGGCGCGCAAAUUGGAGCGUAGCUCUUCGCAGGGGAACGCUUUCUAUCCUUGCAUACGGCCGGCGCGCCUGGAAUUUAAAUUAAUCAAUCAGGAUUCUGCAGGCGGGAAAAACGCGGGCUAGUGUAUCCAAUGGUUAGCGCUAGACUCUGAAUCGAGUGGUUCAAGUUUAAGCCCUUGCCGGGGUCUUUGUGUUCUGUUCUUGCUCACUCAGGUUUAUAAAUAGGUACUGGCAAAAUAUCAUGUACGGGGUAGCCCUUUGAUGGACUUAGUCGCUUAAUACCUUAGAAAACAGGAUAAGUUCCGCCUGUAUGGGCCGCUUAGCCCGACAUGGACUUUACCUUAUGUGACGUUAUUAGUUCAACUUAGUCUUUAUAGUGGGAAGUGAUUACAGACGUUCAAUUUAGCUUUCUUUUUUUACCUUUUCUAUGAAAAUUAAUUGCUGGCCGCAUAAGUGCUGAGUCAGACCUUGCAGUUUCCCUAUGGAGGAGUGUCGAGGGCGGAGCGAGAAGAGUGAUAGCAAAGUGGCAAUUGAAAUCUUUAUUACCAGGGAAUAGACUAUCACGAUUCCUAAAUUACCCUCGUUGCUUAUCGCGGUCAGAGAAGGCGAGGUAACUUAAAGUUGGAGACUCUGAACUUUGCAUAUCAAUCAUGAUGUUUGGCCAGAAAAGCUCUAAACGUUUGUCUCCUUGCAGGCUUCCCCCUAGGCCGUCCUGUCUGUCGCGAGCAUACAUUUUAUAAACAACUUGGUGGCAACUUGGCAAUGACGUCAUAGACUCGUUACCCGCGAAGAUUUGUGGAUCUCGUUUAAAACACAUUCUAAAUAUCAACUGACGGUAACUACUAUUUACUGUCGAACUUUAGAGUUUUACCGCGGACAGAGAGUUCACUUGAACAUGGUGUAGUUUUGACAUUUUCAUUCCAAAUCGGAGAUCAAACCACCAUGGAACAUUUCAGGGUGAUUUUGUUUUUGCAACUGGUUGUUGGUGUAAAGCUCGUUCAUAUUCCGAGAGAGCAAUGGCCCAGACUUGGUGAGGAAGUCACCCAGGAAAUUCUGAAUUCCAUACAAACAUUCGACCUUCUCAACCAAGACAUUUCCAUGGGAUUUUUUAUCAAGGGUGUAGCGGGGCCGCAGGGACCUCCCGGACCAAAAGGCCCCGUAGGGAGCAUGGGACUUGCAGGUUCCCCUGGCAUGCCAGGAUGGCCCGGUCCCCCUGGGAGGUUUGGUCCACCUGGCCCGCCUGGUCCACCCGGGCCUCCGGGGCCCCCGGGGCCCCCGGGGUUGAAAGGAGGGGCAGGAUUCGGGGGCCUUCCAGGACAGGUUGGAAUGCCAGGAUAUCCCGGAUAUCCAAUGUGGAAGAUUACCACGGACAUAUUCACACCUUUGUAUAAUGUCCAAACGAACGUGACAGUGGUGUGCGCUGGUAAACGAGCGUUACUGCAAUGCAACGCUGGCAAACGAGUCAAAGUAACGCAAGCUCGUUGGGGAGGAAGCAACUCCGUGACAUGCGCUAACUCGACGUCUGCCGAUUUAUCUUCUCUACCGCUGAUCGCAGACGCAGACUCAAGUCAAGUAACUGACCAAAUAAGGAAGCGCUGUGCAAAGCAGCAAACUUGCGAGGUGGAAGCCAACAUGCCAUUCUUGGAAAGUGUUCCAAGUGGGUCCAAGUAUCUCAAAGUGUGGCACGAAUGCAUUCCUGACGUUUCUGGGGUCAUUCUACCAUCGCGUAGGAAAAGAGACAUCCAAAUACAACGGAGAGAAUUGCACUUACCUCAGCUGGGCAGCGCGAAAAACACUGGACCCGAAUCUUUCGGCGAAGGAUUGGCAACAAGGGCUUCUCACAAUUCAAGCAGCGAAGGUGUUGUAGCGAACGUCUUUAUGGGCAAAAGCAACGAGCAAAUUUCAUCUAAUAAAAAUGAGUCAACUGCAAGUAAGGAGAAACGGAGUGAAGAAAGUUACGAGAACACUCACUUAGCCCGUGUGCUGGACGAACUGCUGGGGCCAUCUUCUCUUUAUAAAUAUCCCCCAGCAGCCCCUCCCUCCAAUGCAACAGUAGGCGCUAGUACCCAGGACUCGUCUUCUUUGUUCUUGGCGGGAAGGUUACAAAGUGGAACAAAGCAAGCCAGGAGUGACGAUAUCUAUGGCGGACGUGAACAAAUUCUUCAUUCUGUCGCUUCGAAACGACUCAAUAAGAACAAAAUAGUCGACGCUGCAGACAUGAUUGGAACAAUAUCAACUGACGGUAACUACUAUUUACUGUCGAACUUUAGAGUUUUACCGCGGACAGAGAGUUCACUUGAACAUGGUGUAGUUUUGACAUUUUCAUUCCAAAUCGGAGAUCAAACCACCAUGGAACAUUUCAGGGUGAUUUUGUUUUUGCAACUGGUUGUUGGUGUAAAGCUCGUUCAUAUUCCGAGAGAGCAAUGGCCCAGACUUGGUGAGGAAGUCACCCAGGAAAUUCUGAAUUCCAUACAAACAUUCGACCUUCUCAACCAAGACAUUUCCAUGGGAUUUUUUAUCAAGGGUGUAGCGGGGCCGCAGGGACCUCCCGGACCAAAAGGCCCCGUAGGGAGCAUGGGACUUGCAGGUUCCCCUGGCAUGCCAGGAUGGCCCGGUCCCCCUGGGAGGUUUGGUCCACCUGGCCCGCCUGGUCCACCCGGGCCUCCGGGGCCCCCGGGGCCCCCGGGGUUGAAAGGAGGGGCAGGAUUCGGGGGCCUUCCAGGACAGGUUGGAAUGCCAGGAUAUCCCGGAUAUCCAAUGUGGAAGAUUACCACGGACAUAUUCACACCUUUGUAUAAUGUCCAAACGAACGUGACAGUGGUGUGCGCUGGUAAACGAGCGUUACUGCAAUGCAACGCUGGCAAACGAGUCAAAGUAACGCAAGCUCGUUGGGGAGGAAGCAACUCCGUGACAUGCGCUAACUCGACGUCUGCCGAUUUAUCUUCUCUACCGCUGAUCGCAGACGCAGACUCAAGUCAAGUAACUGACCAAAUAAGGAAGCGCUGUGCAAAGCAGCAAACUUGCGAGGUGGAAGCCAACAUGCCAUUCUUGGAAAGUGUUCCAAGUGGGUCCAAGUAUCUCAAAGUGUGGCACGAAUGCAUUCCUGACGUUUCUGGGGUCAUUCUACCAUCGCGUAGGAAAAGAGACAUCCAAAUACAACGGAGAGAAUUGCACUUACCUCAGCUGGGCAGCGCGAAAAACACUGGACCCGAAUCUUUCGGCGAAGGAUUGGCAACAAGGGCUUCUCACAAUUCAAGCAGCGAAGGUGUUGUAGCGAACGUCUUUAUGGGCAAAAGCAACGAGCAAAUUUCAUCUAAUAAAAAUGAGUCAACUGCAAGUAAGGAGAAACGGAGUGAAGAAAGUUACGAGAACACUCACUUAGCCCGUGUGCUGGACGAACUGCUGGGGCCAUCUUCUCUUUAUAAAUAAGUGAAUGCUAAUGAAAAAUUGUGUCAUCUGUAACUUGCAUUAGGUAACAUAAACGUGACGUAAAUGACAAGUUGUUUAUGAUCAUACAGUUGGAGUUUCAACACAGAUACAGUCAUCGGGAACAAAAGCAGUCAACUCGAAGUGCCUUGCGCUUUAGAUGCUGCAAAAGGCACGUUGUACAGCGAACAGUAUUCAAUUUAAUAUUUUAAUGUGUAAGAUCGUGACUAACGGAAACGGAAUAGCAUAAUUCAAUCACAGUUAUACACUUUGUUCCACUUUUUAUUUUUGGUGUGAACAGUGUCGACAUGUCAGUGCGUGUAAUCAGAAAGCUUCUGGUGUAAUCAUAUGUAAAGCUAUAUAAAAUGAAAGACUGUAUUUUGAGUUAUUUGAUAUAGAUAGAAGAGAUCAGAGUUUCGAUAUGCUAUGUACAUCUGUUCUUACGUCUUAAAAUUUCAGUUCUGAGACAGUAAAAAGCCAAAUCGUACGAUCUAUAGCAAAACUCUCGAUUAUGAUUGGUUUUCCGCGCGCCUACUUAAAAUGUAAUUGCCCCAUGAUCACGUGGAUACCCAAUUAAAGUUAUCUAAUCGUGCUACUAAUAGGCCAUUUUGCUUAUGCAAAAAUUUCUUAGUUCCGUUCUCAUGUGGGGGCGAGAAGUGAUCAGUCGGCCAAAAAUGGCCUCAUUAAUUCAUUAAAUAGAUCAAAUUUUGCCCCCACAAGGGACUGGAGCUAGAAUUAGCAAAAUGGUUGUCCGGCUCGUGCUGCGCUCGUCUGAUUUUGAAAUUACUCGCCCGACUACU
Messenger RNA from Orbicella faveolata, 4798 nucleotides. RefSeq lists its product as uncharacterized. Lineage: Eukaryota; Metazoa; Cnidaria; Anthozoa; Scleractinia; Merulinidae. Gene Ontology annotation, biological process: extracellular matrix organization. The record is from RefSeq and is a predicted model, not a curated record. Gene Ontology annotation, molecular function: carbohydrate binding; extracellular matrix structural constituent conferring tensile strength.